GCAAUAGAAUCCAGCAAAGGCUGCGCACACAAACACGCGCAAGCUCACCUGCACGCCAGAGAAGAUGGACGCGGCUUACAAGAGGGUCAACGGGAACUCCGUUCAGGACGCCCAGCCCAAUGAACAGGACAAAGUGAAGCGGCGCGGCUCCAUGUACCUGGAGGAGGAGACAAGCAAGAAGAACGAAGUGGUCUCCUGCAUCUUCUCACUGAAGGAGGAGGUGGGCGCCUUGGCCCGAGCGCUCAGACUCUUUGAGGACAAGGGCAUCAACCUGACACAUAUCGAGUCCCGGCCGUCGCGCGUCAGCCAGGAGCAGUACGAGUUCUUCAUCAGCGUGGACUCCAACUGCUCGCCGGCCCUGGACGAUGUCAUCGAAUGCCUGCGCGCGCAGAUCAGCGGCCAGGUGCACGAGCUGUCGCGCAACAAACAGAAGGACACCGUGCCAUGGUUCCCCAACGACAUUCAGGACUUGGACCGCUUUGCCAACCAGAUCCUCAGCUAUGGCUCGGAGCUGGAUGCCGAUCACCCGGGCUUCACAGAUCCAGUGUACCGCAGCCGCAGGAAGGAGUUCGCCGACAUCGCCUACAACUACAGACAUGGCCAGCCCAUCCCUCGGGUGGAGUACACAGAGGACGAAAAGGCCACAUGGGGUACCGUAUUCAAGGAGCUCAAGACCCUGUACCCAACUCACGCCUGCCGUGAGCACAACAGAGUCUUCCCGCUGCUGGAAAAAUACUGCGGCUACAGGCAGGACAACAUCCCGCAGCUGGAGGAUGUGUCCCGCUUCCUGCAGUCCUGUACUGGUUUUCGGCUUCGCCCGGUUGCCGGCUUGCUCUCCUCCCGGGACUUCCUCGCCGGCCUCGCCUUCCGCGUCUUCCAUUCCACGCAGUACAUCCGCCAUGGCUCCAAGCCCACCUACACACCUGAGCCUGAUAUCUGCCAUGAACUCCUGGGGCAUGUCCCACUCUUUGCUGAUUCGGGUUUCGCCCAGUUCUCCCAGGAGAUCGGUCUGGCUUCUCUAGGCGCCCCGGACGAAUACAUUGAGAAACUUGCGACGGUCUACUGGUUCACCGUGGAGUUUGGCUUGUGCAAGCAGGGCUCCGACACGAGAGCAUUUGGAGCGGGAUUGUUGUCGUCGUUUGGAGAGCUGCAGUACUGCCUGACCGACAAACCCAAACUACUUCCCUUUGACCCAGAGAAGACCAGCGUCCAGAAAUACCCAAUCACAGAGUACCAGCCGGUCUACUUUGUCGCCGAGAGCUUUGAUGAUGCCAAAGACAGAGUCAGGAAGUUUGCCGGCACCAUUCCUCGGCCCUUCUCUGUGCGCUACAACCCUUACACCCAGAGCGUGGAGGUGCUGGACAACACCCAGCAGCUCAGCAAUCUGGCCAACAGCAUCAAGAGUGAAAUGGGGAAAUUAUGCGAAGCCCUGAAGAAAUUGGAGUGACGUCAUGACUGACUGGCCUGAAACCUAUUAUACUCCCCCUAUUAGCAUUUUUGUAUUAAAACACGUCACUAUGAAU
This is a messenger RNA of Hippocampus zosterae (dwarf seahorse), 1523 nucleotides long. It is a transcript of the gene pah, whose product is annotated as phenylalanine hydroxylase. Gene Ontology annotation, molecular function: iron ion binding; phenylalanine 4-monooxygenase activity. The coding region runs from base 65 to 1447 and encodes 460 amino acids. Gene Ontology annotation, biological process: L-phenylalanine catabolic process; L-tyrosine biosynthetic process. NCBI's taxonomy places the organism in Eukaryota, Metazoa, Chordata, Actinopteri, Syngnathiformes, Syngnathidae. The transcript has 13 exons. The record is from RefSeq and is a predicted model, not a curated record.